Syngnathoides biaculeatus (alligator pipefish) is the source of this 7831-nucleotide messenger RNA. RefSeq names its product La ribonucleoprotein 4B (gene larp4b). NCBI's taxonomy places the organism in Eukaryota, Metazoa, Chordata, Actinopteri, Syngnathiformes, Syngnathidae. The transcript has 17 exons. Gene Ontology annotation, molecular function: mRNA 3'-UTR binding. Gene Ontology annotation, biological process: positive regulation of translation. Gene Ontology annotation, cellular component: cytoplasmic stress granule; cytosol. Bases 843 to 3137 code for a protein of 764 amino acids. The record is from RefSeq and is a predicted model, not a curated record.
GGACACACACUCUUCACUUCCCAUUUAACCUAAUGUGUGUUGUCGCUAACAUUGAGUCAAAAGUUAAUCUUAUUUCAGCAUAUCCUUGAUAAUAUAUUUAUUUUACUUGCUAUGAAAUUUUGAGUCGGAAAAAUGCUAUUUUAGCCAGUGGAUGACUCGGGCCCUUUUAGUGUAGAGUUGUCAUCUUUACGACGUAGACAAUCUUUGUAUGAAACACGAAAGAGAAAGGAAACGGGUGACUUCUCCAUUCCGAAAACCUCUCUCAUAGCUUGAAUAACGAGCGCCUGGUUAGCCGGAAGCUUUGACACAUUUUUUUCCCGAUUUUGAAGGAUAGCUUUGAUCAUUCCUCACAACGUAGUAGCUGCUGCCGCCCGUGUGGUGGGGAUUUUCUUCGCAUAAAAUUGUACAGGCCCAAGAUAUAUCGAGCACGGCUGCACUAAGUUGGUUAGCUAGCUAGCCAGCCAUCAAGCUCCCCUUUGCUAACUAGCCUGUAGUGCUGGUUGGCAAGACCUCACUUUUUUGGGGGGCGGAUAAAUCUGCUGGACUUGUUGAGUGGGUUGUUAAUACUCGUUUAAAGGAUCGAGAAGUCUGCCUGGGGAGCCUCGGUCCACUGUGACGGUUAUUUCCAGCUAGCGUGCUGGGUACAGUACCUGCGUCGUAUUUAGUCCUGGACGCCGAGGUUAGGCCUCAAUCCAAACCCCGACGUCGCCUGCCUACCGUUGCCGGGACUCUUAUUUUCUCUUUUUUUUUGUGGAUUGCCGGACAGCGAGAUUUGACAGUGUGCCAUAGCAUCAUCGGUGCCACACACACUUCUCCCUGAGGAGCCAAGAAGCAGACGGCUCAUGACUUCUGAUCAGGACACGAAGGUUGUCGCUGAACCACAGGUGCAGCAAGUACAAGAGGCCAAGGACAACGCUCAUUUGGAAUCCGCAAAGGUUUCGGACCUCAACCCCAAUGCGAAAGCAUGGGCCAAUCACAUGUUUAGCCUGGACCCUAGUGGUGGUGCUGACAACUGCACUGCAGCCCUGCAGCCAUGGAAGGAUGGCUGUGAGACCUCAGCCCAGCAUGGCCCACAAGGCUAUGAAGCCAGUCAAGAGGACAAGCCUUUCAAGGAGCCUCUACUAACUGACCCCGAUGAGCCUCCACCACUCCCAGUAAUGUUGGCCCAGUCUCCCGCCUCUGCCACGCCUGUCGAACUGGAGCACUCGGAGCCAGCCUACCCAGAAUUUCCAGAGCCGGGGCCGCCUCCUCCAACAGUCAGUGAUCCCCAACCUGAGUCUCCACAGGAAAGUUUGAGGGAGAACCUGAAGAAAACCCUUGAAUUCUAUCUUUCCCGGGAGAACCUGGCCAGUGACAUUUACCUCAUCUCCCAAAUGGACAGUGACCAGUAUGUGCCAAUCGCUACGGUGGCCAACUUGGAUCACAUCAAAAAGCUCAGCACAGACAUGGAGCUCAUCGUGGACAUUUUACGCUCUCUGCCUUUGGUCCAGGUAGAUGAGAAAGGGGAGAAGGUGCGACCCAAUCAGAACCGCUGCAUUGUGAUCCUCAGAGAGGUUCCCGAGAGCACCCCCAUUGAUGAGGUGGAGGCCCUUUUUAGAGGAGACAGCCUACCCAAGUUCAUCAACUGUGAAUUUGCCUACAACGACAACUGGUUCAUCACAUUUGAGUCAGAAGCAGAUGCACAACAGGCAUAUCAGUACCUCCGUGAAGAGGUGAAAACCUUUCAAGGGAAGCCUAUCAAAGCAAGAAUAAAGGCGAAGGCAAUCGCUCUGAACACUUUCAUGCCAAAGAAUGGUUACCGGCCAAUGGAGGUGAAUCCGUACGCCCAGCAACGCUAUACAACGUCCUACUACAUCCCGCCUGUGUACAGCCCGCAGCAGCAGUUCCCUCUGUACAGCCUCAUUACGCCCCAGGCCUGGUCGGCCACACACAGCUUCAUUGACCCCGCACUGGUUGCUCCAUUUCACAACAACCAGUUCAUUAAUGGAUUCACAUCGGCCAGUUUUAAACCAACGACCACCCCCCUUAAUGUCAGACACCACUCACCCAGGACCAGGGGUCACAGCAAGCUCCACUUGAGGGCGACCUUACCGGCCGGAGACCGCUCUGGGCUUCUGGACAGCCCCGGUCUCUUCCCCAGUGACAGAAUGAACGGCGUCCGCAGCAGUCCUCCCACGCGCUUUCCUGUCAGCCAGCCCAGAACCAGGUUACCCUCUGCCGCUCCCGCCUUUCCCCGCCGGGAGACAGUGGGCACAGGCCGAGUGACCGACUUCACCGCCACAGACUAUUCUUCCCUGGGAAUGGGCAGAGGAAGGAAAAAGAGGGAUGAAAAGUUUACACGCGUGACACCUCAAUCGCCUCCGCCACCUCCUCCACCCAAACCUCCGUCUCCGAGCUUCGAGUUGGGCCUGUCCAGCUUUCCUCCUUUACCCGGAGCUACCGGGCAUCUGAAGACAGAGGACACCUUUGACACCCGGCUGGCCAGCGGUGUCAUCGCAUCGCCGCCUGUGAAGGAAAGAAAUGUGACUGUCGACUCCAGUCCUGGAGGAGCCCACUCCUCGAUUGGAUCCAAAGAGCAUCUUCGGACUCCCUCUUCCUCCUCCUCGUCCUCCUCUCUGAUGCCCAUGAGCCUCAUAACUUCAUCUACCCCUGCCCCAGCCUCCACCUGGAGCCCCACAGUGUGCCCGCCACUACCUCCCUCAAUUCCAGCAGCCGAAGCCCGGGUGUUGGAGGUGAAGCCCAAGGAGGUGCAGCUAUGUGUGGAGCGAGUUCCCGGUACUCUGUCAACCGCCAGCAAGUCAGUGCAAGUCAACGGCGCUGCAACGGAGCAGAGGAAGCCUUCCUAUGCCGAGAUCUGCCAGCGGGUGAAGGAGACCCCUACACCGACACAGACAGCAGCCCUCAAGGAAGCCAAGGCUGCAGGUGCUGCCUCCGCAGUUGAGGAAAGGAAGUGCCUCGACAACUCAGGCCCGGGCGGCGAGGCGACCAAGAACAGAGAGACAUGCCUCCCGUCCACCAAACUGGCCCCUGGAAGACCACCGCGGGACAACCGGAGGCUAGCUGGACGGUGGGCCUCCCCGCCGCCACACCAGGGGAAGAAGGAUGCCCACCACACCCCGCCUAAGUCCCCCCUGUAGGGACACUCCUUGAGCCCUUCUCUUUUCACGCUACUCCAUUGAUGCGUAAACAAAACAAAAUGGAAAAAAAACACAUCAGGGCUACUCAAUUCUUAUUCUCUCUCCACAUGUUCAACACGAGCAAAGAGGACGCCUUCUUUUCUUGAUCAGGGCUUGCAGACAAAAAGCACUUUACUGUGCAUGUAAAGCACUGUCUCAUUUGUCUUAGUCUAUUUAUUUGAUUUUCCCCAAACACUCUUCUUUUUUUAAAUGAUCACUUUUAGUAGUACUUUUGCUUUGUUUUGGCACAGUAGAGUUGCAAAGGCAUAGAAAUUUUCAGGUAAAUAUCCACAGGAAUUUGGGAAAUAUACCAAAUUGGAAACAUUCUAUGGGAAUUCACUGGGAAUUGAGGGUAAUUUUAUGGAAAUAUCUCAUAAAAGCAUAAACAAAUUAGUUUUGCCAUAAGUAGACAGCUAUGUAAAUUUCGAUUUAGUCUCUUGCUUGUGACUCCAAUUUGGCUCGCAACGAUAGACAAAAACAAAUACUAGGGUAAGUAAAAACAGGUGAAUUGAGGUACUGACUGGUAAGUCUUAAGUUGGGUUGAAGUUUGCCCGUUUUCUGCAGGAUAAUACCUAAAUCUAUUUUCCCAUAUUAAGUUCCCUUUUAAAAGUCAACCUAGAAUUUUGUCAGUUCCCAGGUUCAUUCCCAUUUAUUUUCUUUCAUUCCCAUGAGAAGUUUGCAACUUAACAAAUUUCUUGAAUUUUGCAACUCUGCACAAGCAACACUGUCCGAGCAGUAGAAAAGCGGUGGUGAUGUUUUGUGGGCAUCUGGAGUGGGAACCCUCUCCUUUUUAUACGCCUUCAACCCUCCGCAUGCAAUGUGGAAUAGAGUAAUAUGGCCAACGCUUCGUUCUGCGGCAUUAUUUCGGAGCAUUGCACUCUAGGAUCUCCACUGGUUUGCGUGGUUAACUUGAAGUGGGCUCAACUGGAACACAAAACAGGAUAGCGCCUUGGAAAAUGUCAUCUGGUUCAGUCAGUGUAAACUCAAAAUGAUCCGUUUCUGGAGGCUAGGAAGUGUGCUAGCACCAUUUGGGGAUGUUUGACUUCUACACUUUGACACACCAGGAUAGAUGGUAAGAUUUUGGAUAACAGUAGAGGAAGUGAGGAUCAUACUCAGCUGACGGCAUGAACAUUUUUUUGAGGGGGUGGGGGGCAUGCACAAUUUAGCAAGUCUCACAGCCGUGUCUUAUAUCACGUGAGCAGUUAGUGGCAUAUAAAACCAUUGUGCCGAUAUGUAUAUCAUUUGUGUUUUUUGUACUCUGCGACUUAAGUUGCACCCAUUACAAAUCUUGCUUGUGCAAGUAAUGUUUAAAGCGCAUGUGCGACUUACUAAAUUUCAUAUGUGAUACACCAAAGGCAACUGACUUACUAUGUUCUUGGCUUUAUGAAAAGCAAGGCUAUAAAUUAGUACAUUUGUCUUGCAUGAAUUGAAAAGUGAGAGUGACUUACUAAGAUGCAUUUGCAAGAUACAAAAGGCAGGUUUGUGGCUUAGUAAGUUGCACACGGGACAUACAAGACGCAGGUGUGACUGGCAAGUUGUUCUUACCUUUACGAAAUGAAAAAUUUGGAAAGUAAGUUUGUCAGCGCGAGUGUGAUUUAGUAAGCUUUGCUUGCAAAAUACAAAAGGGACGUUUGCAAUUUAGUAAUUAGUAUUUGCGAGAUAUGGAAGAUGGAGAGGAAAGUGACACUUCACUCAAAAUACAGAAGGUGUGUUUGCAACCUAACAAGUUGCUCUCAAGAUGAAGAAGGCGGGUGUAAUUUACAAAAAUGCUCUUGUGCUACAUGAAAGGUGCAGGUACAGUUUACGGAGUUGUGCUUGUCAGAGAUGAAAAGCACACGCAUUUGUGAGAUGUGGAUGUAGGUGUGGCUAACAAAAUUUUAUUGGCUUUAUCAAAGCCACCAGUUUGAUGUGUCAUUGGAGGUUACAGGGGGGAAAAAAGUACCAAAGUUGCAAGCGCGAUUUACUCAGUUGUGCUUGAGUUAUGAAAGGCUCGCGUUACACUACCAAGUUGUACUUUUACAUAAUUCAUUUACUAAGUGGCGCUCGUGAACUAUAGAAGAAAUUGUUGCGACUUCUAAGUUGCAUUCGUGCUUUACAAACUGUGCAACUUACUAAGCUGCUCUGUUUUGGAAGAGCUACAAAAACAACUUAUUACACAACUUAAGUUUGCUUUUGUGACUUACAAAGUGACUGUCUAGCUAUGGAAGACUGACUUAAGUUAUGCUGCCACAUUACGAAGCGCACGGGCGCUCGAAUUUUACAAAAGAGCGCUGAAGGAUAAAGGGAAGACAUUGUGACAUACUAAGUUGUGGUUGUGCUUUACAAAAGCUGCGAGGAUCACUAAGUCACAUGAUUUACGGAGCAUGGGUGCGACUUACCAAGUUGUGCACGAUUUAUGAAAGGCGUGGGUGCGAUUCGAAUCUGGCAGGACUUAACAAGUAUUGCUUGUGAUUUGCGAAUUUUCCGCAAGGAGAUAUGUGAAGAUGUGGGUGCAAGCUACGAAGGACACGGAUGUGACUUACGAAUGUUGUGCUAGUAGUUUACGGGAGGGAUGGAAAGAGAAUGGAAGACAUGGGCUCCACCUACCAAGUUGCACUUGCCAGAUGCGAUAGGCAUGUGCGACAAACAAAAAAAAAACAUUCAUGUCGUCUCUUGGGUUCUUGAGGAUCAUGUGACAUUUUUACGCUUUGAGACUCACAUUGGCCAAGCUUUUCUGCUAUGAUGACCAUGUUUAGUUGUUAAUGUGGUGGUUGGCUGCCUGCUGUGCUUGUGAGCUAAAGUAGAUGGUGCUAGAUGACUUUUUUUUUUUUUUUUUUUUGAUGGAAGUAGCAAAGACGUGGAGCUGAGCCGAGUCCCCACCCAAUGCUUCUGGUGAGAGGAAAUUGAGCGCCCUGUAGCAGCCAUUUUGGCCUUGCACAUGCGCUGCAUGUUUGCUUCAAAUGUACAUAAUAAGCAAGGGUGUCCAAGUCCAAACACCACAAACAUUUCUUCCUUCUGCCUGAAGCAUUCUGGGUAAUCCCAGCAAGAGAAGGAAAUGUGAUUUUCCUAGCAAGAGAGGGAAAUGUGAUUUAUCCCCACCCCUCUUUUAAAGGACUGAGAUGCACUCGGAUGGUUGAAUUUUUUUUUUUUCUUUUUUUGUGGUUGACGACAGAAGAUGCUUAUUUAUGAAGCUGUGCUGUUUAGUCCUUGUUUUCUUGGUUGUUUUUAAGCAAGCGAAAGCAGUAGCAGCAGGCUUCGUCUCCACGCAAAAACACGCAAAAGAUUUCCAUCCAGUGUUAGAGAAACUUGAAUUUUAUUUGAACUUGAAAAGUGACUUUGCCUUAACUUUUAUACCAGACAAGCGUAGUGUAUUUGUCCCUCCCCUAAUGGCGAAUAAAGAGAAUAUUUACUGACGUAAGGCAGAGUGCAAAUCUAUCGUCUUUUUUUUUCCGUUUGCCCUUUUUUCUAUCUUACAAAAAAGAAUAGUUUGCAUUCAGGUUCUUUUGGCUGGGUGAAAGUGAAACCGUGUAAAUGCAAACAGAGUUGAUACUGUAUUAAAUAUGCACUUUGAGGUGUGUGCUAUGCUUGUACAAUUGUAAAUAAAUUGAGAAAAAAAACAUAUAUAAGAGGUACCUAAAAAAAAAAAUCUAUUAAUGUUGCUAACGAGCUGGAUGUAGGAUUUAAACAAAGAGUUGUGCUUUUCAGAACUUUUUUCUUUCUAAUUUUAUGUGUGUGGAGUUUGAUGAACUCUUUGUACAUUUUUUUUUUUUUUGUCUUUUGUUCCAUUUGGUUUCAUUCCAUCAACACUUGGGUGGCUUUUUUGUCUUGUUUACAUGUUGAUGACGCCACUAAAAAAUGAGAGAAAACACUCAUCAGUGCAAAAGAUUACAAAUUUCCUCUGUUUCAUUUAGGUCUUCUUUCUGGUAAACAAAGUUUUGUGCGUGACAGGACACCUACCAAACUUGUGGAUGUACUUGGCCUGGUUUAGUUUAGCGUAAAGACGGAAGUAAAAAUGGUGUUAAAUGUGCUUUGACAAACACUGACAAUUUAUUUUCCUGAGCAUUGUCUCGCUAACACAUUGACAAAUGCAAACCCAAAAAUGUUGAAGCUAAGCACAUCUUCAGUACUGCACAGGUUCUGCAUUCUUUACUACUGUAAUCACCCCCCCCCCCCCCUUUUUUUUUUUUUUUUUUUUGUGCAUCUGAUGUGUACGCUGGUGAAGUUGUGACGCGUAAUGCACAUUUGAAGCACAGCUUAACUGGUGGAUCCUUCAUGUUAGCUGCCCGCUAUUUGUUCAUGGCUAUGUUUGACUCCUGAAAUGUUGAUCCUGCCUCAUUAUUUGUUCAUGUACGAACAUAUAAAGUUAUUUUUGCUCUGGUUUUUACCGUUUCACGCGAGUCAUCUUGGCGCAAGAUUCUUGAAAAAAAAAACUGACCACAAAAGAGCCUAGUAUGUAAAUAGCCCUCCAUUUCCCUGUCUCUCAUCAUCGCUGGGGCUGACUUCUGUCGGACUCUGAACAGGUGCACGCGUGCAAACGAACACAGCUUCCUCUGCCACAAAGAUGGCCAGCAACGCUGCAUUUGACUCCUCUGCCAUUCAUACUGCUCGCCCUCCCUGUUUGGCUCGUUUUGGGAGUGCCAUUAUCCAAUGGUGGUUGCAACUGAGAAUUUUGUUUU